Molecule: messenger RNA, 741 nt
Organism: Pelagomonas calceolata
Lineage: Eukaryota; Pelagophyceae; Pelagomonadales; Pelagomonadaceae
Source: the annotation of a GenBank genome assembly
AGCAUGGCAGCUCAAAGCUCGCGCGCCGAAGAGAACGCGGCCGUAUGUGCUGCCAUCCUCGCCGCCGAAGACCACUACGACGUUCUACAAGUUCCGGGCGGUGCCAAGACCGACGAAAUCCGCAGGAACUAUUUACGAAUAUCGGUACGCGUCCACCCGGACCGUAACCAGGACCCCAACGCGACGCAAGCCUUCCAGAAGGUCUCCGAGGCCUACGCCGUCUUGAGCGACGAGGAGGCGCGGCGCAAGUACGACGCCGAGCAAUUCAUGAGCUCCGCCUCGAACGCGGCGUCGAACGCGGCGGGAGCGGCCUCCGCCGGCGCCGCCGCGGCCGCCGCGACGGCGCGGCGCGCGUCGGUGCACCUCGACCUCGACCAGGCGCUGCGCGUCUUUCGGGCCGCGACGGCCGCCGCGCGCGCCGCGACGGCCGAGGGCGCCGGCGUGCCCGAAUACCUCGCGCUGGCGGCGGCGUUGACACGCCUGGGCCCCGGCGACGACGACGGCGAGACCGCGGCGAUGCUCGCCGGUGGUCUCGGGCUCGCGGCCACUGCCGCAGCGCUCCUCCCGGAGAGCUGGCGUCGGCGGGCGCGGGAGACGCUGACGAGCGAGGCCGGCAUCGCCGCCGUCGGCACGGCUGCCGUCGCCGGGCUCGCACUCAUGGCCGCGGCGCAGCAGUCCCGCGCGGAGGAGAGGAGUGAUUUGUAGAGUAAGUGUUUUGGAGCGAAGCGAACUUGAAGCGAG